CAAUCCAAAUCCAAGCUCAGUAAAUCUUAAGAAAAGUCUUCACGUUUCCUACUAGUACCUUGCACUUUGACUAAAUGAUCAGCGAAACAAAAAGGCUUUGAAUUUGACAAUGAGUGAUUUAGAGGUUUACGCAUCUUCCCUUCUAAGAAAACCUAGGCAGUGAGUCUUUCCUUGCAUCCCAGAAAAAUUUCUAUGGCUGUAAAGACAGUUCUUCCCGGUGUUUUAGCACUAAUUCUAAACUUACAUGGCCUCUGGGGCCAAACAACUCCAACAGUGGAUUUGGGUUCUAGCAUCACUGCAGGAUCUAAUGCUUCCUGGGUGUCAUCCUCUGGUGAUUUUGCAUUUGGGUUUCACCCACUCUCUGCCAGCGGCGCCUACCUUUUAGGAAUUUGGUUUGAGAAAAUACCAGAGAAAACCCUUGUUUGGGCUGCUAAUCGCUACAGUCCAGCAGAAGGUGGAUCCAAAGUCGAAUUAGCUUCUGAUGGCCGACUUCAGCUCACAUACUUGAAUGGUAGUGUUCAGCGUAUUUCUGAAGCUUCUGCAAGAGCCGGUUUCAUGCAGGAUAAUGGUAAUUUUGUCUUGAAAGAUGCUGUAUCAAAUGUUGUUUGGAGUAGCUUUGAUUUGCCGACAGACACACUCUUGCCGGAACAAGAACUGACCGGCGGCAAAAAGCUCUACUCCAAUUCAAAUGGAACUGUAAACUAUUCACCCGGAAAUUUCAUGUUGGAAAUGCAAUCAGACGGUAAUUUGGUGCUCUCUGCUUACCAUUUUGCAGAUCCUGGUUAUUGGAUCAGUGACACUCAAAAUGUCGACGGUGUUCGUUUGAUAUUCAAUCAAAGUGCUUCCAUGUACCUUGUCAAUGGAACUAAUCACAAAAUUAGAUUUUUAACAAGCAACAUGCCAACCCCAGUUGAAGACUACUACCAUCGAGCAACUUUAGAUGAUCAGGGCAUUUUCCAACAAUUUGUUUACCAUAAAACAGAAGGCCGAAAUUGGACUAGAAUAUGGAGGCUUCCAGUUGAGCCCUGCCUUGUGAAUACUAUUUGCGGCGUAUAUGGUUUCUGCACUUCACCUGAUAAUGAAACGGUAACAUGUAAUUGCUUACCAGGUUACACUCCACUGAAUCCUAACAUUGUUUCCAAAGGGUGCCGCCCCGAAACUGUGGUGAAUUAUUGUGCCGAGCCUUCCUUCAGGAAUUUCACAGUGGAGGUGAUUGAUGAUGCUGACUUCCCACCAGAGAGUUUUGCAGAUUUGGCACGAACAAAUGUUGUUGAUGUGGAGGAGUGCAAGAAGGCUGUCAUGGAUGAUUGCUACAGCUUGGCUGCCGUUUUAUACGGCUCAACUUGUAACAAAAAGAGAAUGCCUCUGUUGAAUGGGAGGAACAGUACUUCUACUAAAGGAAUAAAGGCACUAGUCAAGGUGCCAAUGAAGAGAAGCAACCCAGGUAUUCAGAAAGGUAACAGAAAGAGCAAUUCUCAAUCUCGGACUGCUCUUGAGAUUGGUCUAAUAAUCAGUGCUAUCACUGCUUUCUUGUGUGGAGCUGCUGCUAUCUAUUAUAAUCCUUCAGCUCAACGACUUAUCAAAAGGAAGAAAAAGAACUCUAUGGAUGUCGAUAUAAACUUCCGAGAAUUCACAUUCCAAGAAUUGCACGAGGCCUCAGAUGGGUUUAGUAAGAUUUUAGGUAGAGGAUCUUCUGGAAAAGUUUACAGUGGAAAGUUGAGCUUAAAGGAUGCCCAGAUCGAGAUUGCAGUGAAAAAGCUGGAGAAAGAUAUUGACAAAAGCAAGGAAGAAUUCAUGACUGAGCUCAAGAUUAUUGGCCGGAGUCAUCACAGAAAUUUGGUAAGAAUGUUGGGAUUUUGCAAUGAAAAGGAUCAAUACCUUUUAGUUUAUGAGUUAAUGCCAAAUAGGACUCUCUCCGACUUUCUAUUUGGCGAGGGGAAGAGGCCUGGUUGGCUUCGGAGAGCUGAAAUGGCCUUUGAUAUAGCAAGAGGUUUGCUCUAUCUGCAUGAAGAAUGCGAGACACAGAUUAUUCAUUGUGACAUCAAGCCACAAAAUGUGUUACUUGACAUGAACUACACAGCCAAGAUUUCAGAUUUUGGGCUUUCCAAGCUGUUGAAUAAAGACCAAACAAGAACUGACACCAAUAUGAGAGGAACAAUUGGAUAUAUUGCGCCUGAAUGGCUAAAAAAUGUGCCAGUAACUACCAAAGUGGAUAUUUUCAGUUUUGGUGUAAUGCUGCUGGAGAUUAUAUGUUGCAGAAGGCACAUAGAGUUAAAUCGUGUCGAGGAAGAAAGCGAAGAGGAUGAUCUGGUUCUUUCAGAUUGGGUUUUAAGUUGUAUUGUAAACAAAAAGCUUGAGAUGGUAGUGGGGUAUGACCCUGAAGUAUCGAGUGAUUUCAAGAGGUUUGAGAGAAUGGCAAUGGUGGGAUUAUGGUGCAUUCAUCCAGAUCCCAAUCUGAGACCUUCCAUGAAGAAAGUAACACAGAUGCUUGAAGGAGAGUUGGAAGUAGCUAUUCCACCAUUGCUUCGUGAUGCAAUGUAAACAUUGUUGUAUUUUGCGGCAGAUUGCAACAUACUCAAUCAUCAAUCCGCUGAUAUAUUUUUGCUUGUUUUUAGCUAUAAACAAAAUUUGAUCUUUGCAUCAAGUUUAGGUUAAUUUUUUA
This is a messenger RNA of Mangifera indica (mango), 2662 nucleotides long. RefSeq names its product G-type lectin S-receptor-like serine/threonine-protein kinase LECRK4. Gene Ontology annotation, biological process: protein phosphorylation; recognition of pollen. The record is from RefSeq and is a predicted model, not a curated record. Gene Ontology annotation, molecular function: ATP binding; protein serine/threonine kinase activity. The transcript has a single exon. Lineage: Eukaryota; Viridiplantae; Streptophyta; Magnoliopsida; Sapindales; Anacardiaceae. The coding region runs from base 193 to 2541 and encodes 782 amino acids.